Messenger RNA from Marasmius oreades (fairy-ring Marasmius), 1909 nucleotides. RefSeq lists its product as uncharacterized. The coding region runs from base 1 to 1698 and encodes 565 amino acids. The record is from RefSeq and is a predicted model, not a curated record. Lineage: Eukaryota; Fungi; Basidiomycota; Agaricomycetes; Agaricales; Marasmiaceae. The transcript has 12 exons.
AUGGCUCAACCCACUGCUCGUUCCUCCGCUCUCACCAUCUCAGCUGGUCCAGAUUCCGUGUUCAUCGCCGAUUUUGAUGCCAUGGUUGAGAACUGGGACCGGCACCUCAAUCUUCUAGCUCCAGAGCCAAUGGAUGUAGAUCCAGGAGAUCAGGAGUUUGAUCCUCACUCACAACAACCGAUGCAGAAGCGGGUUGGCCGUCAAGAUACGCAGCAGGCGGAGGAUGUUCGCGCGGAAGCAUGCACAUUGAAAGAGCAUCAUGAUCACCUGUUGUCCGUAUCCUUUGACCGCUCUUUCCAAGGGAUCUCCGACGGCAUUGAUCCAUUUUCGUCACAAUUUGAGCCGGCCAUCCAGCUCGAUACCAACUUCUUCGAGAGCUCAGAUGGUCUUGGACUUGAUGGUGGUCUUGCCGACGAAUUAGCCCGCGAACUCGGUGAAGGAUGGGGUGGUCCGUUCAUUGAAGAAUCCCAACAGAACAUGGACGUGGAUCUGAAUCCGCUGCAGGUUCCGAGUGACCAUUUAGGACUGGGGUUAACAGGAGGAGAUGAAUUUAUGCUCCCGGCGCUGCCUGAGGCUGACCAUCCCAGACCAUCUCAGCCACUGAAUACAAGAACGCCCUCCAAGACAGAUCCUCGUCUUCUCGAGGAGAAUGGCACGCCCAGAUCUCGCAGCCGAUGUGCUUCAUCGCGAGCAGCCUCCGUUGUACUUCCAAGUCCCUCUAAUUCAUUUUCACGUAUGCUUUUAUCUCAAGGCGAAGAUGUCCGAUCCCAUCAACAAACCCCUUUCGCUGAUAUUACAACACGAGUCGUCAAUGAAGAGAAAGAAAAACGAUCAGCUUUACCAAGGAAAAAUAAAAGAAUUCGUGUACUGCUUGAUGCUAGAACUGAACUGACCGAUGAAGAAUUGAAGAUUGCUCGUGCAAAAUAUGUGCAAGAACAACGUAAUCAAAGACGGGAGCUUGAUCACAAAAAGAUCAAAAAGGACAGCGGGAAGGUGGUAGAAGAACUCGUUUGGGGUGUCCCUACAGGAAUUGAGGCUCCCUCUCUUAUAGAUUUUUGGCAGGAGAAUUUCAAGGUUCAGGUCGAAGCUAGGACUGGCGCUUUACACAUCCACAUCGACGAUCCCGAAUCAACGCGACCUCCUAACAAACGACGAAAGCUGCAAACUAUUGAUGAGGCACCAGAAGGGACCCCGUUGCCCAUUGAGACAGUUGUUCAGAACGACACAUUUUUUUAUGGGGCGGGCGAUAUCGGUUUUUUACCAGAUGACCCUUUCAGUGGAAACAAUGUGGAUAUCGAUGUCGAACUUCCCGUGUUAAGAUCUUCCGAGGAACCAGGGCAAGCGCGAAAUAUUUCUAGGCAGCGUUCAGUUGGACUAGACCUCAGCUUCAACCUCGAUUCAAACGAGAAGUUAGGAUCUCAAAAGAGUUCGCUUUUUCCUUGGGAUGGUGCAGGAGCCGAUAUCUCCUCUAGUGUAGGUGGUGCUGGGGGAGGGAGUGACAGAGUUGCCUUCGAACGAGCCGAUGUCAAACUUCGUGAAAGCCCUUUGAGUCGCCGAGAGUGUUCUCUACCUCUCAGUCAAAAUGGAAACAUUUCAGUGACCCGAGGUGCCUCCCCAGGUGAUUUCGGGAAAAAUUCUCAGAUCAUAGGCGAAGACUUCGUGUUGAGAGGUAAGCGUUUGUGCAUACGAUUCACGUAAAUCAGUCCAAUUUAUUAUUCACCGCCUUUCAGAUGAAGAUGAGGAGCCAACUAACCGAAAUUCCGAAACUCAACGAUCUGAUUUGAACCUUGUCACGCUCGAACGCAAUUCGUUCAAUUUUCUCGAAUAUGUGAAAAUGCAGCAGCAGGCGAUGCCAGGUGGAACUUCCGGUAAUUUACCUUUUGAAACCAUCGUUCCGAGGACCACGAGC